CUAAGCUGUCAGUGGCCCUGAUAAACCCAACAACAACAACAAUAUAAAGGAUAUAAGCACAAUUUUGUAGCACAUUCACAUAUUAGUAAGAUAAGUAGUCAUAUUUAGAUAUAUCUUUGGGCUUUGUCGCUUCAGAAUUUACGAUUUUAUAAGAUGGGACAAAUGUUAUUCCAUUAGUCACAAUGUAUUUGAGUGGAGUUAUAAUGAGCAAGUUACCAGCAAGUACAAUGAGCUUAAAACAGCCCACUGAAAGAUUUGGUUGAUGUCCGCCUGGAGUCUUGCAGUGUCUGCAAUGGAAGACACUGUCAUGCAGAUUCGGGUGUCAUCUGCAAAGGAAGACAUGGUGCUGUGGCUGACAUCCUUGUCUAUGUCAGAUAUGAAGAUGAGAAACAAGAUGGGAGCGAGUACUGCGCCUUGCGGAACAGAGCUUUUCACCGUAGCCGCCUCGGACUUUACUCUGUUGAUUACUACUCUUUGUGUUCUGUUUUUCAUGCUGAGAACAGAAGCCAUUAAAUUAUACAGGAAUAUUUUGCGUCAGCUGCAGCACUUACCAGACAAGUCACAGCGUAAAGAGAUAAGAGAAUGGGCUCGAGCUGAUUUUGAAACUCAUAGACAUCAUGAAGAUGAGGAAGUAAUCAAGGUGCUGAUUAUGCAGGGCAAGAAACAAUUAGAAGAGCUGGAAAAAACAAUUCGAAGAGCAAAGUCAUAAUUCUGUACAUAUCAAGCUUGACCAGGACCGGGUUGUGGAAGUAGGAAAUCCCUCAAAAUCCAUCAAAGGUAUAUGUGCUGUAUAUAAUAUUUGAGGUUGUUCAUCAGCUUGUAUUGUGUGAUACACAAUAAAUAAUAAAUGUUA
This is a messenger RNA of Cherax quadricarinatus, 853 nucleotides long. The record is from RefSeq and is a predicted model, not a curated record. NCBI's taxonomy places the organism in Eukaryota, Metazoa, Arthropoda, Malacostraca, Decapoda, Parastacidae.